AUGGACGCGGCUAACUUUUCUAGCGUACCUACGAAAAUUGGGAAGGUUAUAGCGUUUCGAGGAUCCAGACAAGUGGGGCAAAUCGCAUCACAAGAACGCGGAAUCUCGAUUACAAUGGCGUUGGCUGUCAAUGCAGAAGGAGGGUCAAUACCACCAUUUUUUUUAUUCCCACGAAAAAAUAUGCAGUCUUGCUUUAUGGAAGAUGCGUCUCCCGGUGCUGUUGGGCCCGCGAACGGAUCAGGGUGGAUGCAGCAGCCAGAAUUUGCCAAAUUUAUGGAACAUUUCAUUGAACGAAGUAAAUCAUCUUUGGAGUUGCAAACUUUUCUGUUGCUGGAAAACCAAUCUUCCCAUUUAUUUGUUGAGGCAUUAGAAAUGGCGAACAAUAAUGGAGUGACUCUGCUUUGUUUCCCGCCACACUGCAGUCAUAAAUUACAGCCAUUUAAUGUGUCAGUGUAUAGACCCGUCAAGACAUACUAUAAGUCACAAUACAACGCGUGGCAAAAAAUAAUCCUGGGAAAUAUCUUGAAAUUAGGCACAUUCCGGAUUAAUUCCGAGCCACCAUUGACCUUGCACUCACACCUCGCAACGUCAAAGCUGGGUUUCGAUCAACUGGAAUAUCACCUUUCAACCCCGAUGUGUUCGAUGAGGCAGACUUUGUAG
Molecule: messenger RNA, 660 nt
Organism: Belonocnema kinseyi
Lineage: Eukaryota; Metazoa; Arthropoda; Insecta; Hymenoptera; Cynipidae
Exons: 1
Coding region: 1-660 (219 amino acids)
Cellular component (GO): nucleus
Molecular function (GO): DNA binding
Source: RefSeq, a predicted model, not a curated record